AUUCUUUUUGAAAUAUCGAUAAUACCCAAAUAUUUUUCGUCUGCAAAUUGUAUUUGUUAUCGUGAGAAAUUUUAAUCUUUCAACUUAUCAAAGUUCACGAACCUGACGCACAAGUUGGUGUGAUCAAUAUUUUGGUGAGGCAUUAUCUCUACCGGCCAAUUCAAUGAUGUCGAAAAUGUGGUUCUGUGUUUUUGUUUGCCUUUUCGGAUGUGCUUCGGCCGCAAAGGUCAUUAUCAUCGGUGCAGGAGCUUCAGGUAUAGCAACAGCAUCCAGGCUCCUCGAACAAAAUAUCACCGAUUUCAUCAUAUUAGAGGCUGAAAAUCGUAUUGGUGGCCGAAUCCACAGCUUUUAUUUGAGUGAUGGUUUUGUCGAUUUGGGCGCACAAUUCGUACAUGGCGAAAGAGGGAAUAUAGCAUAUACCCUGGCGAAAGACUAUGUGGUACAUAAUCCAGAGAUGAAUGAAGUGGCUGUUUACUUCGAAGGUACAAAAAAGACUGGAGAAAAUUUACAAAGUAUAGGCAAACAGUUGUAUUAUGAAGUAUCAGAACAUGCUCCUUACGAAAACUUGUCCAUAGGAGAUGUCUACUUGUCAAGAUAUAAUACUACAGUGCUCACCAAGUACAAGGAUGAUCCAGAAAUGACCAGUUAUGCGAAUUUUCUACUGAAAAACUUAGAAGCUGCUGUACUUGCCCUAGAAGGUGCUUUCGACUGGUUCAAAGUGAGCGCUCAAUCAAGUUUUCACGAAGCAGAUGGAGACCAAACACUGUCUUGGAAUGGCUUAGGAUAUAAAACGAUUCUCGAUAUUUUACUCAAAAACUUUCCCAAUCAAACUGGUUACAACAUUAAUGAUAAAAUUUUUCUCGGAAAAUCAGUCAAUAAAAUAGCCUUGAAAGAAACUUCCGUCGAAGUAACAUGCAAAGAUGGUUCCGUAUAUACUAGCGAUCACGUUGUUUUCACGCCAUCUCUUGGUGUUCUGAAGAAUCGUCAUAAAGACAUUUUUCAACCUGAAUUGAGCCCUGAGAAAGUGAACGCUAUUGAGAACUUGGGAUUCGAUGGGAUUAUGAAAAUUAUCCUUGAAUUUCCUCAGGCCUGGUGGAAAAAGGAACGGAAUUUCCUCUUCGUUUGGAAUGACAAAGAUAUUGAAGAUUUGAAAAGGGAUAUUCCUUUUGGGCCUAAGACAGAUGAUGAUCAUUGGUUAAGUUGGUUCGGUUACUUCGGAAUAGCUCCAAAUAAUCCCCAUGUCAUGAUUGGUUGGUAUAGUGGUCCUUUCGUUGAAGAAGUAGAGAAAUUAAGUGAAGAUCAAAUAGGGAAGGCUGUUUUUUAUACAUUGCAGAAGCAUUUAGGAAGAGAUUAUAACGUCACCAAACCUAGAACAGUUAUCCAUUCCAAAUGGCGUACGAAUCCAAACUUCCGUGGUACAUAUUCUUAUGAAACUGUUCAGUUGAGGAUGAAGAAUAUUACGUCAGCGCAUGAGAAACUUUCGGAACCAGUAGAGGGAGGGGAUGGUAAACAAAGAAUCCUUUUUGCUGGAGAGGCUACACACCCUUCAAGAUUUUCAACAGUGGACGGCGCUAUUGGAUCUGGAUUCAGAGAAGGUGAUAGAUUGGUUAAUAUGCUGAAGUAACUCAAUGGAAAAUUAUUGUACGUGAUUAGGUAAUGAAAUUAAAUGAAUUUUCACAC
Molecule: messenger RNA, 1680 nt
Organism: Coccinella septempunctata (seven-spotted ladybird)
Lineage: Eukaryota; Metazoa; Arthropoda; Insecta; Coleoptera; Coccinellidae
Product: spermine oxidase-like
Exons: 5
Coding region: 164-1624 (486 amino acids)
Molecular function (GO): polyamine oxidase activity
Source: RefSeq, a predicted model, not a curated record